AUGUACUCGGUCAAGGGCACGAUACAUCUACCAUGGGAAGGCGAGUACGGGCCCGAUGGACCGUGGCAAGCGGUCAGAAUCAGUGUCGGCUACUUCCCGAAUAGCACCAACUUCUACGCGGAUGUCUCUACUAUGUGGCCGGACUGGAGCGGUACGUCCAAGGUGCUGACACCCGCCUCGGGGGGGAAUUACACCGCAACCGAUUCGUCGAGCGCGGUUAUUGUCCGACAGGAUGAGGGCUACUGCCCCGCCCAGGAGUCGACGAAAUCACCGAUCCACGGAUGCUGGCGGGGCAAAACUGUUGUUGAGGAUCUGAGGCUAGAGAGAACGACCCGGGGGGGAACGGGCACGAUCGGAUGUGACGGGACGUUCGAGGCCGUGGAGGAGUGGGUGUACGGGCUUCCCGACGGGAGUAACUAUUCGGGGCGUGUAGGCACACUUGGCCUGGGCAAACCCAAUGUCCCCGACCCGGAGGACGUGCCCCUGGCUAUCCUGCAGUCCUUGAAGUCGACCACUAUUAUAGCGUCCAUGUCGUUCGGCCUGCACAUGGGCAGCGUCGCGCUCGGCCAGCCAGCAUCGUUGGUUCUCGGCGGGUACGAGAAAAGUCGGGCCCUCGGGUCCGUUGGCGUUUUCACGUUCGGCGGAUUUGGCCCUCCGAUUUUAUACCUCCUCGACGUCCUUCUCGGCACCCAAGUCGGUGCGUCGCCGUUUGCCAGGCCCGGGGAUGAAGGAAGCGUCUGGCAGGGGAUCAAAGACAAUGAAGGAGACAUAGCAGAGGAUAUCACGCAGCAGGAAGGGGUUAAGCCCGGCACAGCGCUUGUGGUACCCGACCCGACGGUCCCGUACAUCUACCUCCCCCCGGGUACGUGCGAGGCCGCCGCGCGCCGGCUGCCCGUAACGUGGAACGACAGACUCGGUCUCUAUCUCUGGAACACAGGUGAUCCUGCGUACCAACGCAUUGUGCGCUCGCCCGCCUAUCUCUCUUUUGUUUUCGCCGACCACAUCCCCGCGAACAUCACCAUCAAAGUUCCCUUCCGCCUGCUCAACCUCACUCUAGAGCCGCCUCUCAUGCCGACCCCAACGCCUUACUUCCCCUGCAAGCCCUGGAACACCGAAGACGGGAUCUGGACGCUCGGGCGCGCCUUUCUUCAGGCGGCGUUCGUUGGCGCCAACUUUGAGCAGGGAAUAGCGUUCCUAGCCCAAGCUCCGGGGCCCGAUCCCGUGCGGAGAGUCACACAGGCCCUACCCCCGAACGAUACCACGCUGCAGACAAACCCGAUUGAAGAAUUUGAGCGGUCCUGGCUACCUAGCUGGACUGUUCUAAAAGAAGACACUUCUACCAGCUCUGAUACCCCUUCCAGCUCUGUCCCAGUCGAGCCGUCGUUGGGCGGGAACGGUGGUUUGUCUACGGGAGCGGUGGUGGGCAUUGUCUUGGGCGUUGUGGCUGCGCUGGUGGCAGCAGCCGUCGCCGUUUGGUUCUUCUGGAGGCGGAAGGGGAAACAAACCGAGCCAUUACCAUCUGGGGAUUCACCUAAGGAACAGCCGGAGAUGAACGGGCAGGGCGAACCGGCGGAGUUGGGGAAGCCAAACCCCCACGAAUUACACUGUCCCGCCGUGUUCCUUGAGCUGCCGGUUGACAACGGCCCCGAGCGUUAG
Messenger RNA from Chaetomium fimeti, 1656 nucleotides. RefSeq lists its product as uncharacterized. The record is from RefSeq and is a predicted model, not a curated record. Bases 1 to 1656 code for a protein of 551 amino acids. Lineage: Eukaryota; Fungi; Ascomycota; Sordariomycetes; Sordariales; Chaetomiaceae. The transcript has a single exon.